CCUCCCCCUUUCUCGCCCUCGCCCCGCCCCCUCCGCCCGCGAACAUGGCGACCCCACCUCCCGCCUAGGCUGACUGGGCUCUCGGUGGGCGAGUGGCGUCGAACGAACGACGGCUGAAAGAACGACGACAAAGACGUCCACCCGACGAUGAGCUAAAGGGAGAAGGAAGGUGGGUGGGUGGUGGGAGAUUUCAGGGAGGCUCGAGGAACGAACGCAAGGCGACGUUUGGCUCGAGGAGAGGCCGCCAGACCCCCAGAGUUUGUCGUCGUCUGCAGGUCAUCACUAACGAGUCUUGAGAAGCCACAAGAAAAUAACAGGAAAAGCAAUCCCUGGUGACUAAGCUGUGGGAAACUACUGUUCAACAUGUUCACCAAGAAGAAAAAGCAGCGGCCUCAAAUCUCCGCGCCAUGCAACUUCGAGCACCGCGUGCACACCGGCUUCGACCUAGCGGAGGGCCGCUUCACUGGCCUGCCUCCGCAAUGGCAGAGCCUCUUGGCCGACACGGCAAACCGGCCCAAACCAGUGGUGGACGCCUCUUACAUCACGCCGGUGGACCUGGCUCCCAUGAAGAUAAUUGUGCGUGGCAGCAAAAAGUUACCUAUCAACGACAGCAUCAUAGCUGAGAUGAGCAGCCUAUCCGUGUCGCGCUCCAACUCUCUGCGCGUUCGCGAAGACCGGCAAGAUGUCCCAUACCGAGGCUCGGAGAGGAUACGUCCUGGACCCAGGCCUAUCACCACCAUCAUGCAAGAUGAGGAAUAUCGCGAACAGAGACGUGACAGGGAUUGUGAACGGGAGACCGGCGGAACUCGCACUGAUGGCCCGUUUGGUCGAAAUGAGAGGAUUUCCCAGCCGAAGGUGGUUAAUGGACGGCAAGGAUCGCUGGAACAGGGAUACAACCGCAAAGGACAUGGCAGACCACCGCCUGGCUACCCAGUAGCCAUCACAAAAGAGAGGCCCCCACAGAUACCAGAAUCACAAUUGUGGCACAUGGCUGAGCCUUCUGACGGAGACACGGACCGAGCGGUGGUUAGCAUUAGGGAUGAUUCUGGUCGACCCAAAUCGUCGUACGAGGCCCACCUGGUGGCGACCGGGCCUAAGGAGCGACCUAGGUCGGCGCUGGAUACUGCGGAGCGGCCGAGUCGCACCUCAACCCGGUCAGCAGGGCUUCCCCGGCCACCUCUCCCUACAGGCCGACAGCUUCAGUCAGGCUCUCUUCACUCACAGCAUCCAGCAAUGAAGUAUGAGCAAAGUGAUGCUCAACAUUCUGAAGGCAGAGAAGUGGAAAAUGUGGAUGCAUACAACCGGGUUCCAACACCUCCCACAGUUGGGGAAAAAUCUGCUCCAGUAAAAAGUGGCCCGCCUGCCACUUUUCCAAAGCCAAAAAAGCAAUUUCCAGCAAAGCCACCAUCACCACCACCACUACCACCCACCUCUUAUGUGUCUACAUCCCUUCCUCGACCUCCAGCGCAUCAUCAAAUGGAGGGAGCGUCUCAGAGAAAAGACCGACAAUCUCAGAGUGCAUCAGACUCGAGUGGAAGCGGGCCUCCCCGUGCUCACUCACAGCAGUCCAUCACGGAAAGCCAAAGUCAGCGAAUGUUUGAUUCAUCAGCAAAGCGGGGGUCUGCGAAUAAUGAGCAACAUCCAGCAGCUGUGGACCAUUCUGAGCCGUCAUUGGAUACGGGGGACAUCGGAUCCAGCAAUUCUGCUCAGCAGCAGUCUCGGCACCAUCCAGAUGACAAUCAUAAUCAUCAACCGUCAUCCAUGAAUCACUCGCACGUAAUCCAGAGUAAUGGGCCAAGUGCCCCAACAAAAAAAAUGGGUGCUCCUUUAUCAAAGCCUGGAGGAGGUGGUCCAAACAACCACAGCACACAUUCAGGGCCACAGUCUCAGCAGCACCAGCCUCCUCGAAUCUCCCACGAGCAGUUUCGAGCAGCGCUACAGCAGGUGGUCGACCCAGGAGACCCCUCGCAGUUCCUGGGAAGUUUCAUCAAGAUUGGGGAGGGCUCAACGGGAGUUGUUUGUCUGGCUGAGGACAAACGCACUGGCAAGCAAGUCGCUGUCAAGCGCAUGCAUCUUCGCAAGCAGCAGCGGCGUGAGCUACUCUUCAAUGAGGUGGUGAUCAUGCGGGAGUAUCACCAUGAGAAUGUGGUGAACAUGUACAACAGCUAUCUGGUGGACGAUGAGCUGUGGGUCGUCAUGGAGUUUUUAGAAGGAGGAGCUCUGACUGACAUCGUUACCCACACCAGGAUGAACGAGGAGCAGAUCUCAGCAGUGUGUGUAUCGGUGCUGAGGGCACUGGCCUACCUGCACGGGCAGGGUGUUAUCCACCGAGACAUCAAAAGUGACUCCAUCCUGCUCACGGCUGACGGCAGGAUCAAGCUAUCAGACUUUGGCUUCUGUGCCCAAGUGUCCAAGGAGGUGACACGGAGGAAGUCGUUGGUGGGAACGCCAUACUGGAUGGCCCCUGAAGUCAUAUCCAGGCUUCCCUAUGGCCCUGAGGUGGACAUCUGGUCUUUAGGUGUGAUGGUCAUGGAGAUGGUGGACGGGGAGCCACCCUACUUCAAUGAGCCACCACUACAAGCCAUGCGUCGCAUUCGUGACAACAUCCCACCGAAGAUCAAGAACUCCCAAGGGACUACGGUGCAGCUGAGGAGUUUCCUCGACCGCAUGCUCGUGCGUGAUCCCACGCAGCGUGCUUCUGCAGUGGAGCUCCUUGGGCACCCGUUCCUCCAGAACGCAGGGCCACCGUCCUGUGUGAUUCCACUCAUGCGACAGCAUCGAGGACGCUGACAAAAGCGAUACUUUAAAAGAUUGCUAAUUACCUUUGCACAAUAAUUCCUGCUUUGCUUAUGCACCUUUUCAUCUCCCAUGUGGAUUGUGUCGGGGAUUUUUGUUGUUUUCAAAUGUCUUUAAGCGUGAAUGAAUCUUAUCAUGGGAAAGAUUGGUGCGACACCUUUCCAUAGCUACAUCAACAGUCCACCAAUGUUGGUUACGUGAGUGGGCUAAACUAUCACUCUUUUUUUAUAGCAUGCCUCUGUACAAAAUUUAUUGUAGCAGUUUGUCUUCAUUAUUAUUAGAGUAUGGUGUGUAAAUUUCAUCGGUGACAUAUCAAAGUGUACGAACUACUGAAAAACCUGUGUAAUGUGCAUCCUUCUCAACUGAUUUUUUUUCCUGCCUCAAUUUUGAAUGUUAUUAGUCUUUUUCACUGAAAUUGAAAAAAAUACUUGCUGGUUUAAGUAAAAAUUAAAGGCCUUUCAAGUAAUGGAUCCUUUAUUUACUUUUAUAUUUUGUAAAUAUAUAAAAAUGAAGCACUUACAUUUGAUUAUAAAUAUGGGAGAUUAAGGAUUUGGGAAUGUGUUUUUGUCCAACGUGCCAGAAAUGGUUGCGUUAACUGGUAAGUGAUUGUAGACAUUUUUCACAUCAACUUUAUUAUAUGCAGCUAACAGUUGAGUAGACGAUUUCUCCCCUCCCAAAUAACCUAUUUUGCAGCAUUGUUCACGAUUUUAUAAACUGAAAUUUCAGAUGGCAGUGCAACAGGUACUAUAUUUUACAAUUCUCUGUGCAGGUUAACUUUGAUUAUUUUACCACAGAAAUCUUGAAUAGGUACGGUAAAUCACUUGCAGCCCAACGUGAUAUUUAUUUCCCUGAAUUUUUAUAUCAAAACUAUUAUGGUUUUGGGGACCAACUUCGGUUAUAGACACUUUUUUUACACGUCACACUGGGUUUCUAAAUGUCACGUUUGCUUGCAGGUUUUAAAAGGUGAAAUAUUGAAACGUGGUAUUGUUUUAACUUCAAGCAAAAUGCAAGACAACGUUGUAUUUAUCAACCAAACGACUGAAUCUUCUGGCAGCCUCGUCAAGUUCACGUUUCUGAUUCUUGAAAAGCAAAUGCUUAUGUACAGACAUUUUGGUGUAACAACUGUACAUUGUACUGUAAUGUUAGUCUUUUGUCAUUAUUUUACUGCACUACCCGAUUGUACAGUUUCUUACUGGGGAGUACUGUUAAUUGUUUAAUUUUGAGACUGGAACACUAAACAAUUUUUUAAUUAUUGGAAAAGGUAACGUGAUACCUGCUUUUGCCUCGUGUUUUUUGACAAUUCCUUUAUAUGAAGACACCUGCAGUCUUUGUUGCCACUUGCUCCUUUGCUGUAUUAGGUUUCAGAGAUCAAAUUGUCCUUGCUAUUUACCUUGGAGCAGUUGAACAAACGCCCAUCAUUGAGAGUUGUUUCAUCAUUUUGGCUCGUGGAUUUAAGCAUUCUGAGGAUAUCUGAUAGGUGUUAAUAGUUUCAUAGUUCAUAUGACUGCAACAUUCAUUAAAAAAUAAAACAUUGGUUGAUUUACAA
This is a messenger RNA of Lethenteron reissneri (Far Eastern brook lamprey), 4342 nucleotides long. Its product is annotated as serine/threonine-protein kinase PAK 5-like. Gene Ontology annotation, biological process: protein phosphorylation. The record is from RefSeq and is a predicted model, not a curated record. Gene Ontology annotation, molecular function: ATP binding; protein serine/threonine kinase activity. Lineage: Eukaryota; Metazoa; Chordata; Hyperoartia; Petromyzontiformes; Petromyzontidae.